GAGGUUGUAGUGAGCCAAGAUCACACCACUGUACUCCACCCUUGCAACAGAGCGAGACUACGCCUCAAAAAAAUAACAAAGAAGCCUUAACUGAGGGGAUGAUUUAAACAUGGACACAUGAGGUGUCUCCAAAGAGAUGGCAAGCAAUUUAUAAGAUCUAGAACUGCCCGAAAGGUAACUCAGAGAAAAGAAAAUUUCAAGAGGAAAUCAGAAGCUGUCCAUGGAGGGAAAAAUAAUCAAUACAUGGCAAAAGUACCACGAGUAUUAAACCACGAAGGACUGACUUUCAAAGCCAGGAAUUGAACCCAGGCGCCAUUGUGAUAGGGCAAAGCCUUAGCAACUGACCUACAGCACAAGGUGAGGGCCUGGGACAGACGGCAGCAGACUGGGAUAUGCAAAGAGAAGAGUAGCCUAAUUGUCAAGUCUAGAUCUAACAAAAGCAGUGUCCCCAGAUCAUGGCAUAUUUCCCUGGAACUGGAAGAACUGAUCAAGAAACACAGCUAGACUUGUCCUUGUGUGAACGGGAGCCGGAAAGCCUUGAGAACUUAUUCCUCGACCCGGACAUGGCACAGGAGAAAAUGGAACUAGGUUUCAAGUCGCUGCCGAGUUCCACUACCGCAGACGGCAACAUUCUGAGAAGAGUCAACAGUGCCCCUUUGAUCAAUGGACUUGGUUUUAAUUCACAGGUGUUGCAAGCUGACAUGUUAAGAAUUAGGACAAACAGAACAACGUUUAGGAAUCAACGCUCUCUGGAAUUCUGGCACUUCUGCUCAAUCUGGGUGUCACUGCGUCACUUCUCCAUCCCCACCCCCUCCUCUUCCAAAGGAAGCAGGGGAAAUGUCUCAUCUUCCUAAGAGAAAAGGUUGUGCUUUUCUUGAGCAAUUCAUCUGUUCUAAUUUUAGGCCUACUGACAUCUGUCUCAUUAGGUUUUGCUUUUCAUAUUGGCAACCACAAACCCCAAAUCUAGUGUAUGGCCCACAAAGUUGCAAGCAUGUAAUACAUUCCUGAUCCUGCUUUAUGCCCUGCGCAUCUAGCCCAUGUUCAGUUCAUGUUAAGUAGCAUUAUAAACCAUCUUAAAUCAUUUCUGAAACUAGGCAGAGACAUUUAUAAACAUAGUGUACAACCCUUUGUUUCAGAUUUUCUGAGCAUUUUAUCUCUAGUUACUAUAGUAGGAAAUGGCUUAAAAACAGCAAACCUAGGAAAAUGAAAAAUAAUUUUUAAAAAUGUUAAUGUCUUUACAAUAUGAAUUUUCUGUGAUCUCUCUUAAAUGGAACUGAGCUUGGUUUUUCCUCCUAUCUUAAUCCCCUCACUGGAGAUAAUUCUUAGGAAUUAGCUUCACCCAGCACCCUCCCUAACCUCCCGCUACUUCUACUUCCAGCCACCUUCACACCAUGACAUCAUUCCUUGGUGCUGAUACUCUUGGUUCCUUCCAAGGACUUUUCUUUCUUCCGGGAGUGUGAGAAAAAGGCACAGUGGGAAAUUUGCACAAAAGAUACCAGUGAUGUUUAUUACAUCUCAGUAAACUCAUUAUUUCUAUUUUAAUACUUUGUUUCAUGUGGAAAAAUUAUCUAAGGUAAUUCCUUUGCAAACACCACUUGUAGUACUUAAUUUGGGGAGAAUUCUCUUCCAGAAGUCUUGUUUUCUGCAAUUAACUUCUCACAUUAUUACUAAAAGAAUCAGCCAAUACAAUAUUUGAUCUACAUUUUGUCCAAUUAAAAAAUUCUUGUAGCUUAUGAUUCUGUAGCUCAAGUUCAAAUCCUACCUACCUCAGACAUUUCACACUAUCUCCCUGCUGGUGUCAUCAAUUUCAGUCCAUCUUCUCAUGAUUUCCUGGAUGAACUUUUUCAGUGGGAAAUCCUAAGCCUUCACCUGAACCUAAACUGGUUCCUUCCCAUCCCUUAGGUAUAAAUUAAAAAUAAUCUCUUCUAGGGAAGUCUUUCAUCAUUAUUUUAUGAAACAAAUUUGCCAUACCAUGUUUUCCCACUUAUAAGUGGGAGCUAAAUGAUAAGAACUUAUGAACACAAGGAAACAACAGACACUGGGGUCUACUUGAGCGGGAAGGAUGUGAGGAGGGAAGCAGAAAAGAUAACUAUUAGGUACUGGGCUUACUACCUGGGUGAUGAAAUAGUAUGUACAACAGGCCAGGCGCGGUGGCUCACACCUGUAAUCCCAGCACUUUGGGAGGCCAAGGUGGCCAGAUCACCUGAGGUCAGGAGUUUGAGAUCAGCCUGGUCAACAUGGUGAAACCCCAUCUCUACUAAAAAUACAAAAAAAUUAGCCGGGGAUGAUGGUACGUGCCUGUAGUGCCAACUACUCAGGAGGCUGAGACAGGAGAAUUUCUUGAACCUGGGAGAUGGAGGUUGUAGUGAGCCGAGAUUGCACUACUGCACUCCAGCCUGGGUGACAAAGCAAGACUCCAUCUCAAAAAAAAAAAAAAAAAAGAAAAUAUGUAUAACAAAUCCUGGUGACACAUGUUUACCUAUGUAACAAACCUUCACAUGUACCCCCAAACCUAAAAUAAAAGUUAAAUAAAUAAAAAAUUAAAAAAUAGAAAGUAAUUGUCUUAUUUAUGACAUGUCAUUAUAAUACAGCCAAAGUGUCAUAAUUUCUAUAGAAAGUAUAUGUAUACAUUUAAGUUCAGAUUAUAUAUCUUUUUCAUUAGAUUAUAAACUUUAUAAACCAUAGUGUUUCAUGUUA
Molecule: messenger RNA, 2697 nt
Organism: Pongo pygmaeus (Bornean orangutan)
Lineage: Eukaryota; Metazoa; Chordata; Mammalia; Primates; Hominidae
Gene: PABIR3
Product: PABIR family member 3
Exons: 5
Coding region: 456-854 (132 amino acids)
Molecular function (GO): protein serine/threonine phosphatase inhibitor activity
Source: RefSeq, a predicted model, not a curated record